AACCUUUGUUUCAUAACCAGGUACUUUACUAAGUUAAGUUUAAUUAAUACACGAUGGGCGAACUGAGUGAAGCUUUGCAGUUCACGUUUGGCUUGAUCAACUCCAGCAACAAAUAUUUGACCGCUGAAACAUUUGGCUUCAAGAUCGCAGCUAGUGGCGCUAGUUUAAAGAAAAAACAAACAUGGAGCUUGGAGCAAGAACCUAACGGCGGAAAUGACGUAUAUUUCAAGAGUUUCCUCGGUCGUUACCUGGGAGCCGACAAGAACGGCAAGGUUAGUUGUGACACCGAGACGCCUUCGGAAGAAAAUAAGUUCCAGGUCGAAGCUACAACUGAUGGUCGGUGGGCGAUCAAGAGCUCAAAGUAUGAACGGUAUUUUGGUGGAAGCGGAGACAACCUGUCAUGUUUCGAACAAACAAUUUCAAACACGUAUUUGUGGGUGAUCCAUCUCGCAAUGCAUCCACAGGUGAACAUUUGCAACAUUCGACGUAAAUGUUACGCCCAUCUCUCACCAAACGGUGAAGAAGUCCAUAUGACUAAAAGAACACCGUGGGGGGAGGACACACUUAUUACACUACUGUUCAAGGACAAGGGAUAUGCCCUUGUAACAUCUAACAGCAAAUACCUUGGGUACGAUGGAACAUUACAUGCGGAACCUAAGGGUCAGGAGUGUUUGUUCACAAUCGAGUUUUACUCGGGGAAGAUUGCGUUUAAAAGCAAGCAUGACGGGAGAUAUUUGUCACCAGUUGGACCCAAAGGGCAACUACAAGGACGUAAAGACAAGCCUGGAAAAGAUGAAGAAUUUGCGUUGAUUGAUUCUCAUCCACAGAUUACACUCUUCUCUAAAACUAAAGGAAAAUAUGUUUCUGGAAAACAAGGUCUCCAGCUCUCAGCCAAUCAAAUUGAUGCUGAGGAAAGUGAGACGUUUCAGAUGGAAAUUGACCCGGCAACUGAGAAAGUAUUUUUCCGCAACGAUAAAGAGAAGUAUUGGAGAUUGGAUGGACAAAGUAUCCUGGCUGAUGCCGCAGAUACUAAUAAUGCGAACACCCACUUUGUGGUCGAAUGGCAUGGUAGAUUUAUUCGCUUGGUGGCUUCCAAUGGUAACUACGUGAGCAUCAAACCAUCAGGUCAUCUAUUCGCUCCAAGCAAAGAUGCAGAAGAUUUUACUUUCAGAUUAACGAACAGAGCCAUCAUUGUGUUCCGUGGUGAGCACGGUUUUGUCGGAUGUAAAGGGGAUAAGUUGGAGGGAAAUCGGGCAACUUACGAUAUUUUCCAAAUGGAGGAAAACGACGGAGCUUAUGGGAUUAAAGCUCCCAAUGGAAAGUAUUGGGCCGUUGAUGGAGAUAAGAAAGUUGCAGCAACUGGAUCUCAAGCCCAACCUUUCCUAAUUCAGCUCACAAAGAAUAGCAAGUUGGCAUUGAAACCUGAGAACGGAGAUGUUUACGUCACAAGCGACCAUGUUGGUAUUAUGACAGCAAGCGGAAGUGGGAUUGACAAGAAGACAUUGUUUGAAUAUUAGAUAUUCUAGAAUAUAAAUACAAUGCUUCAAAUAAUUGAACACAUUGUUUAACAGUAAUCUGUGACAUCACAAUUAAGUGUCUUCUGUUUAGAUUUUACAGAAAUUAUUAAAUUCUUCAACAAAUAAUAUUUUCAAGUAAAUAUGCAAAGCUGAUAUCAUUCAGUAUUCACUUUUAUUUAAUUCAAUAUUACACUACACAACAGAUACACUUGGUCACUGUAAAUUUAAAACAGCCGUUUAUAUCCCAAGCUACAACAUCUUGCACUCUCUGCUUUGUCUACCAGGCAUAAUAUAAUUUUGAAACUGAACUUCUGGUACAAAAACAAUAACAUAAGAAUAAUUAUAACCAACGUUUUAUUUCGACUAAUGUUUAACUUGUCAUGCAGCGAGACUUUUUCAUCUUGUUUAUUUUCUACCAGAAGAAAAGUCUCAAAAUUAGAUCUUGCACUGUGUGAAAUUAUGUGUCUCGUAUAUCCUGUAUAAAGAUUAUCCAUAAGUGAGUUGUCCAUCACUAACGGGGCAGCAACAGUUGCCAUUACAGAAGUAUUCAAAUUCACCGAAUGUGCGCAAUAUAUACGCUGCGUUUACUUUAUGAAAAAGCCAUAUAAUCUUGCAGAAAUACUUUUAUAUUCCAAAUACACAGAAUGUUUAUUACACUCAAUGCUUCCCAGCAUUUUAAACACGUUUUGUAUCAGGUAAAUUACAAUUUAUUCCUUGCUUCAGUAUCUUGUCCAUAUUUUACCGUCAUUACUUGGCUUAUAUUAAUAUUUGCAUCCCUUUUGCAACCCUUGUACUUACUUAUAAUAAGCAGCUUUGUACCCAAUGUUGUAUUAUCGCAAAGGGGACAUUAUUAUUGCAAAAUAAAUUUGUCAAUUUAAGAAAAAAA
Messenger RNA from Ciona intestinalis (vase tunicate), 2403 nucleotides. NCBI's taxonomy places the organism in Eukaryota, Metazoa, Chordata, Ascidiacea, Phlebobranchia, Cionidae. The record is from RefSeq and is a predicted model, not a curated record.